AACUUAUCUCUGCCAUUAGGCUAUUUCGUUUUUUUCUAUUACUACUUGUGUACUCUAUCUCUUGCGCUCUUUGUUGUAUGAGAUCUAAAUGAUAUAUACAGAUUCUGCUUUGUUACCAAUGGAGAGCUUGGCGCAACUUGAGGCGAUGUGCGAGAGAUUAUACAACUCACAGAAUUCAGCUGAGAGGGCUCACGCCGAAAAUAGUCUGAGAUGCUUUUCCGUGAAUACGGAUUAUAUAUCGCAAUGUCAAUACAUUCUCGACAAUUCAUCAAAACCUUAUUCCCUAAUGCUCGCUAGCUCGAGUUUGUUGAAGCAAGUGACUGAUCAUACCCUUCCGCUGAAUCUUCGCCUUGACAUCAGGGCGUAUAUUGUGAACUAUCUGGCUACAAGAGGACCGAAGAUGCAAUCAUUUGUGAUUGCUUCGCUCAUUCAAUUGCUUUGCCGGCUCACAAAGUUUGGAUGGUUAGAUGAUGAUAGAUUCCGGGAUGUGGUCAAGGAAUCUACAAACUUCUUGGAACAGGGUUCUUCGGAUCACUAUGCUAUUGGUUUAAGAAUUUUGGAUCAACUUGUGCAGGAGAUGAAUCAGCCUAACCCAGGAUUGCCUUCUACACAUCACCGGAGGGUUGCAUGCAACUUUAGGGAUCAAUCCUUAUUUCAAGUAUUUCGAAUAGCUUUGACGUCAUUAAGCUAUCUGAAAAAUGAUGCUGCUGGUCGUUUACAAGAAUUGGCGCUUUCUCUUGCACUGAGGUGUGUAUCAUUUGACUUUGUCGGAACUUCAAUUGAUGAAAGCACAGAGGAGUUUGGUACAGUCCAGAUUCCAACUUCCUGGAGGUCAGUAUUGGAGGAUUCUUCCACGUUGCAGAUAUUUUUCGAUUAUUAUGGUAGUACAGAGUCACCACUUUCGAAAGAGGCACUUGAGUGCUUGGUGCGAUUGGCUUCUGUGAGGCGCUCUCUGUUCACAAGUGAUGCUACACGCUCUAAGUUUUUAGCUCAUUUGAUGACGGGAACCAGAGAAAUUCUUCAAACUGGAAAUGGUCUUGCUGAUCAUGAUAAUUACCACGUAUUCUGCCGUCUACUUGGGCGUUUCAGGUUGAAUUAUCAGCUUUCAGAGCUUUUUCAAUCCAGUUCUAGAUAUUUUGAUUGA
Camelina sativa (false flax) is the source of this 1144-nucleotide messenger RNA. The record is from RefSeq and is a predicted model, not a curated record. Lineage: Eukaryota; Viridiplantae; Streptophyta; Magnoliopsida; Brassicales; Brassicaceae.